UGGCCGUCGUCACGUGGCAGCACCUGUCCCCGUUUCCCCUUCGCGCGCCUGUCUGCGCGUGCGCGAAGUAUGGCGGAGACCGGUGCCUGGUUCCUGGUGCUCAGCGCCGUGUUCCUCUGCAACGCGCUCAAGAUCCUCCUGCCCUCCUGCUCCUCCAUCGUGAGUGGCGUCAGCGCCCCGCCCCGCCCGGCGGCCAUAUCCAAACUGUUGCAAAAGGAUGCAGAGCAGGAGUCCCAAAUGAGAGCUGAAAUUCAGAACAUGAAGCAAGAACUCUCAACCAUUAGUAUGAUGGAUGAGUUUGCUAGAUAUGCCCGUCUGGAAAGAAAGAUUAACAAAAUGACUGACAAGCUUAAGACUCAUGUGAAAGCACGAACUGCCCAAUUAGCCAAAAUAAAGUGGGUUAUAAAUAUUGUAUUCUACGUCUUGCAAGCUGCCCUGAUGAUCUCUCUCAUUUGGAAAUAUUAUUCUGAGCCAGUUACAGUUCUUCCAAGCAAAUGGCUCGCACCAUUGGAGCGCUUGGUAGCCUUUCCUACAGGCGUGGCAGGUGGUGUUGGAAUUACAUGUUGGCUUGUGGUUUGUAAUAAAGUUGUAGCUAUCAUGCUACACCCUUUCAGCUGAAGAAAUCCCCGUAGUACAUGGAUUCUAAACUACAUUACUGCGGUACAAAAACACUUGUUUUUCAUGAUGGACCAGGUUGGAGAUACUUUUUGUUACUUCAGUUGGAUGUUGGGCAGUAUUGGUUUUACUUUCUUUCAUUUGUUUUUCGGUUUUGUGAUCAACAGUUUUCAAAGAGCAGCAUUGCUAUUUAUAAAAACUCAUUUUGACAAGUAUAAACACUGAUUGGUGGCAGAAUCUUAAGGCUUUGUCGUAACAUAUUCACAAAGGUCUUAAAGUGUUCUAUUUUUAUAACUGUUAAGUUGGACAUGCACUGGCAUUAGUAAUUAUUUUUGGAGCUUUGCUCUUUUGCUCUUUCUUUACUGUGUAAUAUGGCAGUUUCACCCAAAGAUGUGAUUCCACUUGGUGACAAGUGGUAUUAAAUCGAAAUAGGUAGUUUGGUUGGUUUAGAGUAAAACAGAAUUAUUAUUAUUUUUUUUAAACACUAGAAUUAGGGUAUUCUCAGACUCUCUUAGAAAAUAUUAGUGAUAUAUAUGCAGAAUCAACUUCUUAUAUCUUAAGUGAAUUUCUCAAUUGCCAAAUGCAGGUCAGCUGGCCACUUCAACAUUUUUUUUUAAAUUCCUCACGGAAUAAAAAAUUUUAAAUUCCUUGUGGAAUUUUAAAAUUCAUUGAACACUUGAUUUUAUUUUUUUUCCCCUACUUUUACUACUAACUGACCUUUCUUUCCUUGACAUAUUUUGUACUUCCCAAAUGGAGCAAAUACUGCUGAGAGUAUUUCCUUCCAUGUUUGGGGAAAAAAGGUCCAACCAACCUCCCAAGCUCCAUGUUAGGAAAAUAGAAGACAGCUCUGUUUCUGCAGAGAACUACAUCCCUAGGGCUUCAGCAUACAUUAAUGAUAGUAAUUCCUCCUAGUACCACAGCUAUACAACAAAAAAGCUGCGUUAACUUCUUUGCUAUCUGCAACCCUACUGUCGCUGUCCCAGAAGACAAAGCCAACUUUAAAAAGUUCUGUAAUACCUCCUUGGACAUAAGCUUGAACAAAGCUCUCUGUGGACACUCUUCCCUCUUCUUUUGGGCUUUGGGGAUUCUGGCUUAGGUCCCGCUCCAUACAGUGUUGUGUUGUUUCAGGUUCUUUGCCUUGCUGCAGGAGGGGACUAGCGUGCAUCCAUAUAAUUAGCACUGCAUUUAGAAUUAAUUCCAAAAGUCAUUAUAUAUAUCUAUCAUAUUUUCUGCAUGUCUGUGUGUAUGUAUAUAUCCAUUAAAUGUUUUUUUCUUAAAUGUUAUUUAAAAACUAAUUUGUUUUUAUAUUAGGAAUUGCAUUUAGCCAACAGUAAAGUGAAGGCAUAAAAUAUCAACAAGAAAAAAAGUCAAGAUUGAAUCUGUUAUGUGUAAUUGUGUUUUUAUUAAUGAAAUAAAGUUUUUCAGCCCACUUCA
Molecule: messenger RNA, 2049 nt
Organism: Numida meleagris (helmeted guineafowl)
Lineage: Eukaryota; Metazoa; Chordata; Aves; Galliformes; Numididae
Gene: GET1
Product: tryptophan rich basic protein
Exons: 5
Coding region: 70-618 (182 amino acids)
Biological process (GO): tail-anchored membrane protein insertion into ER membrane
Source: RefSeq, a predicted model, not a curated record